GACAAACCCGACGGUCCGGCCGAUAUCCGUCUCAACAGCCGACGCCUUCCCGACCUCCUCCCCGAUUUGGUUUCGAGUUGUCGAAAGUCCAGCGGGGCGUCGGCAGUCGGUGGGCUCGGUCCGCUGAUGGGUGACGUGGACUUCUGCCACCCGUCCGGCUAUUCGUCCCUGGGACAGUCGCAACCGCUCCUCGCCCAGGAUGGCCCAAAGAAAAGGGGGAGGAAACCAACCAAACCAAAACGCGAAGGCCCUCCUCGCCCCAGAGGUAGACCUCGAAUCCGCCCUCUCCCGGAGCCUUCCUACUGUCGGGGCCUGAUGGGAUCAGCCGCUGGGGAAAGUAGAAGGGGGCGCGGGAGGGGUCGAGGUCGGGGUAGGAGGGAGGAAGCGCUCGUGGAAAUGCACCAAGAUAUGAGCAAAGCGCACGACCUCCCCUAUCAGCAGCACCCGCAGCCACACUUCAGCCAAGAGCGGCACCUCCGACACAAUCCGCAUGAGCAUCACAGACCGCAGCUAGAUCACCACCAAAUAUCGCAACAGCAACAAGGACGUCUCUUGCAUCAUCCUGUGACCCCCUCCCACCACCAAAUGCAUCACCAACAACAGCAACACGGUUACCAACAACAUGUGCAGCGACCGGCUCAACAGCUGCAACAAGAUCCAGGCAGCCCCAUCAAGGUCACGCACACGCCGGUUUCUGCCGUGCCCCCGUCAGAAUCAUUGCUGAGGAGCGACUCACUGUCCGGCACGGAUCCAGCCCUGUCUGAUGGAUCCAUGGGGUCAGCGGCAUCGCUCGGCCCCAGCCCCGGGCCCAGUUCCAACAUGGACAUCGGCAGAAAGGAGCUCAACCAGACACAGGACAAAAUGCAUCAUGACAUUUCUGGAGAGAUGAUGUGGAAGAAAGAAAUGGAAGAUCCACUAAGCCCCGAAGCCUGGGGCGCUAUGCAGAAAAUCUCCACUUCUGUCGACGAGAAAGCCUUUGAUUUCAAAGCCGGUUUCAUGUCCUCUUUUUUGGACUUCCUGAAGACGGGCAAAAAACAGCCGGGGCUUGAGCCACUCGAGGACCGAUGUGACACCCACCCCUCUCUGAAAGGUGGCAUCAGACCCAUCACUCCCACGGCGCCACUCUCGCCGCCGCCGCCUCAACCUCAGCCCGCGGGGACGUUCGGCGAGGAGAGGGCGGGCCCGGGGGCGGACCUGGCUCUCAGUAGCUGCCCGAGUCCUUGCAAACCUCUGGACGAUGAGCUGAAAGGGAACCUGGAGGCCCUGCCCUCCUUCUCCUCCGAUGAGGAAGACUCGGUCAGUAAAAACCAGGACUUGCAGAAGAGCAUCUCGUCCGCCAUCUCGGCCCUCUACGACACGCCGCACCCUCUGGCCGCCGCCGUGGCCUGCGCCGUGGUCAAAGUGCCGUCGGCUCCCUCUCCCCCGAGCCCGCGGGAGCCCGCGCUCAGCCCCUUGCCUCCCGCCGUGCCCCCCCUCGUCCCCUCGACCGCCACGGCUCAAGGCGAAGUGGGGAUGCUCACCUACAGUCAGCUUCACGUUCCCGAUGAGAACUUUGUCGCCUCGCUGUCGGACAGAGAAGAGGAAGAAGAGGGCCAAAGUCAGCCGAGAGGGGAACGCCGGGAGGAGGAGGAGCAAGAGGAGGGAGGGGGAGGAGUCGGAGGCAAAACGGCCACCGAGCGCGAAAUGAAGAGCGAGCCGCAGCAAGAGCGAGAGGUGACCAAAGCGGACGGACCGUGUGAAGGACGGACGUCGUCGGCGGCGGCUUCUCAAGUCGAAGAUUCCCCAGCAGGCGCUGCGCCGGCUCCGGCUCCGCCGUCGGCGUCACCCUCCGUUUCCCCGACACCACCCAGCUCGUCUUCGCCAUCGCCGCUCCCUCCCGCGCGCACGUCCGUCUCGGCAAGCUGGAUCCGGCAGGACGAAGAGGCGGAUCCCCCUUCGCCUCCCCGCAAACGGCAGCGGGUGCCCGACCAAGCGACGGCGGCGGCGACGGCGGGCACCUCCCCGCCCCCCUCCGCCUCCCCUCCCGCCAUCCCCUCGCCCCCUCUCUCCAACCUGGCCCAGAGCCACUCGGUGGCCCCUCCUUCCACAACGCCUCCGCCGUCGUGCUCCGACCAGGACCAGGAGCCCGAGGCCGGGCGGGCCUCCCCCUCCUCCCCCUCCUCGCCGUCAACCUCUUCCCCGUCCCCUCCUUGCUCGCCGCCGCCCUCGCCCCCGACCCCGGAGGAGGCGCCGGCAUCGCAGAGGCUCGCCGCCCUGCACCUGGCCAAGAAGCAGGCCGAUGCCGCCAUCGCGGGGCAGAGCGAGGAGGAGGACAGCGAGAGCGGAGGCGAGGGCAUCUUCCGCGAACGGGAUGAGUUUGUGAUCCGGACGGAGGACAUCGGGACGCUCAAGAUGGCUUUGCAGACGGGUCGGGAGCCGCCGCCGAUCUGGAGAGUGCAAAAAGCCCUGCUCCAGAAAUUCAGCCCUGAGAUCAAAGAUGGCCAAAGGCAGUUCUGUGCCACCAGCAAUUAUCUGGGUUACUUCGGCGAUGCCAAAAUGCGAUACCAGCGUUUGUACGUGAAGUUCCUGGAGAACGUCAACAAGAAAGACUACGUUCGAGUGUGUUCCAGAAAGCCGUGGCACAGAACCGCCCUGACUUUGCGGCGCCAGUCGCUACCAAAACAACUAGCCACCGCUCACAAUCCAACGCCGCCCGGGGUGGAGCGAGACGACGGGGACAAAGAGAAGGAGCCCAAGGAGAAGAAAGAGCGGGAUCGACGGGAGAAAGCGGAAAAGGGGCAAAAAGAACGCCAGCGGAAGGAAAAGGUGGAGAGAGAAAAAAGGGAGACGGAGAAACGGGAGAGGGAGCGCAGAGAAAGAUGCGGGAGAGAGCGGGAGACUGCGGAAAAAGGCCAACGAAAUGAGCCGAAGGACGGGGAGAAAGAACCAGACAAAACAGCCAGCCUCAAGGGGGAGCGUGAACGGAGCGACGACCGGCAGAGAGAAGCCGAGAGGGACCCCAAAGAGAGCGAGAAGAGGAGCGAAGAGGAACGCGACACGCCGGCCAACCAAAGGAAGCCGCGGGAGAGCCAAGGCGAGGUGCCCGAGAAACAGGAGAGGCCCAAGCCCGCGAAGGACGGGCUCGAGGAGAAAGAGAGGGCGGGGCCGCAAACGGGGGGCGCCGACGGGGGCCCACGCAAGGAAAGAGAAAAGGAGGCGGGCGGAUGCGCAGGAGCAAGGCACGUCCCGGAGGUCGGGAGAGGAGCGCUGCAGUGCGCGCGAGCCGCCCACAAGAAAAGAGGCGUUGAGAAGAAGACGACGCUGCGCUCCAGAGGCGCCGCGUCACCGGACCGGACGGAGCCUCCUUCCAAGAAGACCAAGAAGUGGACCGAGGAUUUGCCGUCCUCCUCAUCGGAAUCCGAUUCGUCACUCCCCAGCGAAGACGAAGGACCCCUGCGGCUUGGACUCAAUAGCCGAGCCAUGAGAGAGAUGUUUCGGAGCUACGUGGAGAUGUUGGUCAGCACGGCGCUGGACCCCGACAUGAUCCGAGCCCUGGAGGACACCGACGAUGAGUUGUACCUGCCGCCCAUGAGGAAGAUCGACAGUCUGCUGAACGAGCGCAAGAAAAGGUUGUUGAGGAGAGUCGGCAUGAGCGCUCAGCACCAGGAGGCUCUUCAGAUCUUUCCGAAAAUGACGGCGGACGCGCUGGAAUCGGGAACUGUCAAAGUUCGACUCAACGGGGAGGGUUACAACCGCAAAACUCUCAACCGCGGCAAGAGGAGCAUUCCUAAGCAACAAGAUCUGAAGCUCUCUCUUGAAACAUGCCGCGUCUACAGCCUCUAUCAUUCCCUUCACCACUACAAGUAUCACACCUUCCUGCAUUGCAAGAAGGAGACGGCCAGCAUCGAGCAGGCGGCGGACGACCCGGGCCAGGAGGAGGUGGUGCAGCAGUGCAUGGCCAACCACGGCUGGCUGGAGAGCCUCUUCGAUUCCUUCAUGGAGCUGCUCGGCCUCGGCGGCAAAGCCUGAAAAGACCAAAAAAGGGGGGACCUCCCUCCGUCCGGCCGCUCAACCCGCACGCCAGAGCAAAAUCCCUGGACGCAUCGAGGAAGGCGUUGUGGAUUGAUUUGAGGGACGUCUCGCUCCAAAUAUGUUGAUUUCAAGGAAAAUGACACCUUGUGAAUUUGCAAGUGAAUGUGAAGGAUGUGAGGGGAGCGACCAUCGCGUGGCCGGCACCCCCCGAACAGGAAUUCAGCAAGUGUGCACACACGCUGUCGAUAGACGGUUGGCAUUCAUAACCCCGGUUUGGAUCAUUUAUACGACGGCAUUUGUGGAAGAAAAAAAAAAAGAAGCUCAUCCUAAAGGGAUUGAUGGCUGUAAAUCAUUUUGGGACCACGUGUAUGUUUUCAAAGGGGCAUCGAAAAAAUGGCCCACCUGUCAUGUUUGCUUCUCGCGGCUAAAACUCGCUUUCGGGUGACGAUGGAAUCGUUUCCCUCGUUUCGACCCGGCUCAGUCUGAAAGCGAUUGAGAUGAUUUAUUUUUGCUCUUCAAAAGACAACCGCAGAGAGGAUUUUACACGUGGAGAAACAAGAAGUCCAAAAAAAGCAAACUUUCUUCAAGGAAGCGUGACACGGAAUGAUCCAAACGCUCAAAUGUCCGUGUUUCAUGUGUGUCCCUUUUUAGCUGUCUGUUGUUGAGAUUUGCCAUCGUUUGACCUCUCGGAGGAGAUUAUUGCAGAGCAUAUUGUUAUGAGGUGUAAAUAGUGUACAGCUUCUUCAUUCUCAGCUUUCCAGUUCUUCUGUACAUGAAAUUCCUGUGUUUGACUCAAGUCAAUAAAAGCGUUCGAAUGACA
Messenger RNA from Hippocampus comes (tiger tail seahorse), 4831 nucleotides. RefSeq names its product proline-rich protein 12-like. The record is from RefSeq and is a predicted model, not a curated record. Bases 127 to 4008 code for a protein of 1293 amino acids. Lineage: Eukaryota; Metazoa; Chordata; Actinopteri; Syngnathiformes; Syngnathidae. The transcript is spliced from 13 exons.